This is a messenger RNA of Bombina bombina (fire-bellied toad), 2382 nucleotides long. RefSeq names its product organic solute carrier partner 1 (gene OSCP1). Gene Ontology annotation, cellular component: cytoplasm; plasma membrane. The transcript has 11 exons. Gene Ontology annotation, biological process: transport. The record is from RefSeq and is a predicted model, not a curated record. Lineage: Eukaryota; Metazoa; Chordata; Amphibia; Anura; Bombinatoridae. The coding region runs from base 225 to 1394 and encodes 389 amino acids.
AGCAGCGUCUGCGGCCUUGAGAAGAGGUUGAUCUUGCGGACAGGGACACAAGCUAGAUCGGGGGUUCAGGGCCCUGUAUGUAGUGUAAACCAUAUCUGUAAACAGUGAUUGCUCUGUCCGUAACUGCCUGACUCUGUCCUUCCUUCUUCCCCGUUGCACAUUAUCCUGCUGCUGUUCUUUUCUCUGCCGAGUCCUUCUGCGCCUUUCCCCUCUUGCUCGCAGUCAUGUCUCUCCGCACUCUGCCUCUGCUCUUUAUUAACCUCGGAGGAGAAAUGCUUUAUAUUCUGGACCAGCGGCUGCGAGCCCAGAACAUACCCCCGGAUAAAGCAAAGAAAGAUGAUUGGACAGAUCAGGACAGAAAACGAGUUAUGAAUGACAUCAUAACCACCAUGUUCAACAAGAAGUUCAUGGAGGAGUUAUUUAAACCUCAGGAACUGUAUUCCAAGAAAGCACUCAGAACCGUGUUUGACCGGCUGGCUCAUGCUUCCAUCAUGAGGUUAAACCAGGCGAGCAUGGAUAAGCUGUAUGACUUAAUGACCAUGGCCUUCAAGUACCAGGUUCUGCUUUGCCCUCGUCCAAAAGACAUCUUACUUGUCACUUUCAACCACAUGGAUGCCAUUAAAGAUUUCAUCCGAGACUCUCCUAGCAUCUUGAAUCAAGUGGACGAGACUUUCCGUCAGCUUAUUGAGAUGUAUAACUGUCUACCAGCUGGAGAAUUUCAGCUUAUUAGGCAAACCUUACUUAUCUUCUUCCAAGACAUGCACAUUAGGGUUUCAAUCUUCUUAAAGGACAAAGUUCAGAACUCAAAUGGUCGCUUUGUUCUCCCCACAACUGGCCCUGUGCCGUGGGGAACAGAGGUUCCUGGCGUUAUUAGGAUGUUUAAUCAUAAAGGAGAAGAAAUAAAAAGAAUAGAAUUCCAGAAUGGUGGUAACUACAUCAGCCCUCUUCGGUCGGGAUGCUAUGAGCUUUAUGGAGACAGAGUGCUCAAGCUAGGAACUAAUAUGUACAGCGUAAGUCGCUCUGUGGAGACUCAUAUGUCUGGGACAUUAAAGAGUUCAGCAUCACACACCAAGGAGAAUGUUGUGCCAAAUCCAUUGGCCAAGGAGGAAUUAAACCUUUUAGCUCAGUUAAUUGGUGGAAUGGAGUUAAAGAAACCAUCUAGCAGUGAUCAUGCCUUUAGACUGAACUUGUUCACUAAUGACGAAGAAGAAGAAUACGCAGCUCUCACAAGGCCAGAAGAGUUAUCCUAUAAUGUCAUAAGCAUUGAGGCUAAUAAAGAUCAUGAGAGAAAUAAGGAACUUUCUCGGAUUAUGGGAGAGUUUAGAUCCGAGGAAACAAGCAUUCAAAGCACCAGCAAAGGAGAAGAUCUAUUAGCCCUGAUGGAUGGGCUCUAAAGAAGCAGUUGCAGCUACCAAAGAUCUUCUAACACAGAAACACACUUCAGCUUCUGUAGGAUAAAAUUAUUAACUGUCUCUUAAGAGGAAGCUUGAGGCAGCAGUGCUGACAUCUUUCAAAUGGACAUUUCGCAAAAAUGGAGAGAGUAAUUUAUAUUGCUUUUUUGGCAGACAAAAGAUGAUUAACAGUUCUUCAAGACUGAAGCUUUUUAUUCUUCAUUGUUCAAAUUGUGAAUGUGUGUAAAUAUCAAAUUUUUCUGUAGGCGCACAAAUUCUCACAUUUUAACUGUAAGGGUAUAUACAGACCAGAGCAAUCGUACUGCUCCUUUAAAUAGAAUAGUUUGUUUAUCAAAGAAUAAUUAUUUUAUCCUUGCAUGCUUGUAUGGAUGUGUGCAUGAGUGUGUGACUACAGUAGCAAAAUGAAGACAUUAAGGGGAUAAUAUUUAAUCUUGUUAAUAUUUUUACAUGAAAAAGUCAUGUUAAAGCUGCUUCUAUUUUGAAACUUGACUGCAAGAAGGCUGCAAUGGCAUGGCAGACAAGGGGUUAAAAAGGAUUAUGGAAUAUUGGUAUCCCAAGAUUCAAAGCUGUAAAUCGGCUUGAUAUGGCAACCAACAAUAUAGUAAAGAGAAGAGUCGUUUUCACAAAUAAAUUUAAAAUGUCUAAUAAAUAAAAACAAUUCUAUAUAUUUUUAAAAUGUAAUAUUUAGAUUUUCAAAGUUAAUACCUCAUACACUAUUGUGACCUUUGCUAUUUAUCUGCUGUUACAGUUUCUUUUUAUUUAUUAACCCUUCUUCUACCUGAGGGUGUCCAUUGGCACUAAAGAUCAGCAGAAUUUGUGACUGUAAAUGUGACAUAUUUAUUUAUCUUUCUCUUAAAGGUUAUUUGUAGUUAAACUGUCCAAGGUUUUGAUUACUGCUGAAUUGCAUGGGCCAUUGUAUUUUUGUGAGUAAAUAUGUUUCUAUAAAUAAAUAUUGUGUAUUUCCCAUGUA